Molecule: messenger RNA, 588 nt
Organism: Lactuca sativa (garden lettuce)
Lineage: Eukaryota; Viridiplantae; Streptophyta; Magnoliopsida; Asterales; Asteraceae
Source: RefSeq, a predicted model, not a curated record
AUGGAGAAGGGGAUUGAUUUGGAGAUUAAUUUGGAGAUGGAAAGGAAGAUGAAGCCAAAUUUUGUGUCCAGUAUUGAGGGUUCGGGCAUGAGGCCCAAUGUAGUUGAUAUGAGAGGGAAGGGCCAACAGGAUCGAGGCCACUGUGGAUCAAUCCUUGUGAACAGUAUCAUUGCUUUGGUUCAUCUGGUUCCCAUUCCUCUGUGUGGGAACAAUGUUAUCGUGGGCAUGGAUUUGUUGAGCUCUAAUGGAGCAGUGAUCGACUGUGAGAAACAGUUGGUUCGGGUUCGGACCCUAAGUAGGGGAGAGUUGGUGAUUCAGGGUGAGAGACUGAAACAUGGGCUGAUUAUGUGUUCUGCAGCAAGGGCUAGAAGUUAUCUUCAUCAGGGUUGUUCUGCUUUUGUCGCCUAUAUCAUGGAUACUAGAGAUUUGGGUAAGGCAAUUGUGGAUGAUGUGCCGAUCGUGCGGGAUUAUCCGGAUGUGUUCCCGAAGGAUUUGCUAGGGGUACCUCCGGAGAGUCAAAGGGAUUUCAGGAUUGAUUUGGUUCCAGGUGCGACUCCGAUAGUCAAAGCAUUGUAUCGGUUGGUGUGA